UCCGACUCCAGCAACCCCACGAAGUUCUGCACAUCCACAACCACAAUGGGCGGCGGAGGAAAGAUCCCAUACCCCAAGCACGUCUGGUCGCCAGCCGGUGGCUGGUACGCCCAACCCGCAAACUGGAAAGCCAACACGGCCGUUGUAGGCCUCGCCCUCGGCAGCAUUGUCGGCAUGGCCUGGAUGCUCAGCGCAAACCGUGAAUACCGCGACAAGAUGCCCGAACGCCACAGGUUCUUCCCCAGCCGAUACUGGAGCAAGCAGAUCAGAGAGCACGAGCGGAAACAGGACCAGAGCUUGAUUGAAAAGACGUUUGGAAAUUAGUGGGUGAAUCAGGGACUGGGAUAACUAGGGGCGUUGCAGCGACAAAGGCUAUGGCUGUACAUAACUAGCCAACCGCUGCUUGAAAU
Messenger RNA from Bipolaris maydis ATCC 48331, 410 nucleotides. Lineage: Eukaryota; Fungi; Ascomycota; Dothideomycetes; Pleosporales; Pleosporaceae. The record is from RefSeq and is a predicted model, not a curated record.